AUGAUUGCAAAAGAGCCAACGUCGGCUACCCUCGAGGAAAACCCUCCCCUGUAUCCAGACUACUUACCCCACUACGAUCCUUUAGAAAAGAUCCAGCCCGUUGGACCUUUUGAACACGUUGAUCCCGGCCAUCGCGCUGAUCCCGAAUUGCCGAAUCUACUCAAAGAUGCUACUAAGGUGUUUGAAUUAAGUCCACACUGUGGCACAGAAAUCCAGGGUGUUCAAAUUUCCGAUUUAUCACCCGAAGGACUUGAUGAACUCGCCUUGAUGUGCGCGCAACGCGGCUGCUUAGUAUUCCGUGACCAAAAGUAUACGGAUAUUGGAUUUGCAAAACAAAAGGAGAUUGCUAGACAUUUUGGACCCCUGCACAAGCACGGAUGGAUGCCGCAUCCCAAGGCAGCUGUCCAUUCCGCCGAGACAGAAGAGUUUGUGAUUGUCUACGACUCAAAAGAGAAGAGCCCUAUUCAGUUCCAUGUCGACCAGUCUCCGGAACUUCAGCCACCCGGUCUAACGUUCUUUUGCAUGUUGGAAUCACCACCCGGUGCUGGCGGAGACACUAUCAUUUCUAGUAUGACACGCGCUUUCGAAAGAUUGUCACCCUCAUUCCGUAAACGUCUCGAAGGCCUGAAUGCAAUUCACACAACGGCCAACCCAAUCGCACGCGAGCUGCGCGACAACGGCGAUCUCGCCGUUCUCCGACGGCCUAUAAGCAAGGCUGUUCACCCAGUCGUCACUGUUCACCCAGUCACCAAACAGAAGGCACUUUUCGUCAACUCGUCCUACACACAGCGAAUUGAUGGCUGGGACGAUGAAGAAUCGGACUACAUGCUCAAGUUCCUCUUCGACCACAUCAAUCGUGGCCAGGACUUUUGCUGCCGUGUGCGUUACGAACCUGGUACUGUAGUUGUGUGGGAUCAGCGUGUGACACAGCAUUCUCAAACCCUAGACUACCAGCCUGGAGCCAGGAGACAUGCGUUUAGAUUGACGCCUUUGGCUAAUGUUCCUAUUCCAGCAUUGGUGGAAGAGGAUGACGGGGAAUGUGCUAGAGAUGAAGGCAGAAUGCUCUUGAACCUUUGUUGA
This is a messenger RNA of Talaromyces atroroseus, 1080 nucleotides long. RefSeq lists its product as hypothetical. The record is from RefSeq and is a predicted model, not a curated record. The coding region runs from base 1 to 1080 and encodes 359 amino acids. The transcript has 7 exons. NCBI's taxonomy places the organism in Eukaryota, Fungi, Ascomycota, Eurotiomycetes, Eurotiales, Trichocomaceae. Gene Ontology annotation, molecular function: 2-oxoglutarate-dependent dioxygenase activity. Gene Ontology annotation, cellular component: cytoplasm.